Molecule: messenger RNA, 669 nt
Organism: Lactuca saligna
Lineage: Eukaryota; Viridiplantae; Streptophyta; Magnoliopsida; Asterales; Asteraceae
Source: the annotation of a GenBank genome assembly
AUGGCUCAAACCACAAUUGCUAAUUGUAGCAACUCUUCAUCAUCAAUCAUCUACUCCGAAAAUGAAGAUUUCCUUCAUAAUUUUGAUUUCAGUAGCAUUGCUGAUCUCCAACAAGUACAUCAGGAAAAAACUUUAAUUGUUCUCGGUACGAUUAAGCAAGUAUGUGCUGAAAGGGAAUGGUACUGUUUUACUUGUAUUAGAUGUCAACAGAAAGUUGUGAAACAAAUUUUAAUCCAUCAUGAUCAGUCUCAAGAUAAAGAAGUUUUUUAUUGUAACACUUCAAGCUACAUAAACAAAGUCAUUUAUGUUGUUCACAGUUUUAAAAUCACCAUUAUAGUUAAAGAUAUUACCGGUUCGGUGUCACUUGCUUUAUAUGAUUCUGAUGCAAAGAAGCUUAUAAGAAAAAACGCACAAGAGUUGGUUCAUGAGUUCUAUAAGGUUGGUAAUAAUGAAAUUUAUCCAUCUGCUCUAAAUAUACUAUUGAAAAAAAAGAUGGCGUUCAAAAUUCAAAUCACACUUGACAAUUUGAAUAACAAAACAGAAUAUUAUGCUAUCUCAAGGAUCACGUCUAACAAUACAAUUAUUGAUGAAUUGGAAAAAAUAAUGAAAAUGGAUCGGGUAAAAUUCUUUACCCUCAAUGCUACAAUCAUUAUCGUUAUUGACUCUUGA